This is a messenger RNA of Fragaria vesca subsp. vesca, 2490 nucleotides long. RefSeq lists its product as uncharacterized. Bases 1 to 2490 code for a protein of 829 amino acids. NCBI's taxonomy places the organism in Eukaryota, Viridiplantae, Streptophyta, Magnoliopsida, Rosales, Rosaceae. The record is from RefSeq and is a predicted model, not a curated record. The transcript is spliced from 3 exons.
AUGGCCGUGCCGUCGAACAAGUCCCCAAUCGCGACCCGACCCGCCCCGAAUUCCCGAAACUCUGAAAUCGCCGACCCCCUCCGGCGAAGCUUCACCGGAAACCCGUUCGCCAAGCCUUCGAUCGUCGCCGGUUCAAGAACCCCCAACCCCAAUUCUCCUGCCACCACUCCUUCAGAGACGACUCCGCGGCGGAGCUCUAUGGGGAGAGAGACGGUGGUGACUUUCCGUGAUUCGGAGGACAAAGAAAACGGGAAAGAUUCCGGGAGUUGGAAACAGAUCCGGGUCCGGUCGCCGGCGGCGAAGAAUUUCAUGUCGCCGACGAUCUCCGCCGCUUCCAAGAUCAACGCUUCUCCGAGGAAGAAGAUCUUGUCCGAGAGAAACGAGCCGGGUCGGACCUCUUCAGUGUCCGAGUUCAAAGUCAAAAGCGUGUCCUUUGCUCUGGCGCCUAUGGAGGAUUCCGAUCACCACAGGGAGGUGGCCCCCACAACAACCCCUGAAAUGGUUUCGAAGCCUCCGAAACCCGAAAUCGGUGUUGAAGCGAUGGUGCCUCCGGAAUGCCCUGAACCUGUUUGUGAAAAAGCCUCUGACUGUGUGAAUCUUGAUCCAAGUUUCGAGAUUAGUCCUCCUCCUCCAGCGGCGGGGGAGGCUUCGUUUCUGGUGUCUUCGGGUGGUCGGGUCAUAGCGCCGCUGGAUGCAGACCCGUCUGCUCCUCCUCCAUAUGAUCCCAAGACCAAUUACCUUUCUCCCAGGCCUCAGUUUCUUCAUUACAGGCCAAACCCAAGAGUUGAGUAUUUUCUGAAUAAGGAUGGCGAGGGCAAGAGGCUUGAGGAGAGCUUCAUUUCCGAAAGCUUUUCGGAGAGUGAGGAAACUCAGUCGGAUCAUUCUCCAGGGGAAGUUGAAGAUGUUACCUCCCCUGUUGAAGUGGUUAAGGAGGAGGAAGAAGAAAAAGAAGUAAUGGAGGAUGAGGAGGUACCUGUGUCGGAACCAAUGCCCAUCAUCGGCAGCCCCAUCACUAAGUCUAUCCUAAAGGAGGUGAUCAAAGAGUCCAGCAAGCCACGCUUCUCGUGGAGAUCAAAGUUCACUGCUUUGAUAAUGGUUUUGGCAGUUGCUCUUUUCUCUGUUUUGGCUAUCAAUUCGCCGCUCACUGAUGGUUUGGUGUUUAAAGACAUGAGCUUCUUGAAAGAAUACAAGCAAUUUGAGAUGACUGAACUGGCUAGAGCAAGCUUCGAUGGGUUAGCCAGAAAUGUUCCGGUUUGGUCUGAACUGGCUAGAGCAAGUUUUGAUGGGUUUGCUAGGAAUGUUCAGGUUUGGUCUGCAAGCUCUAUGUCUUUCAUAAAUGAGUUCAUUUCCAAUAUCAGAGGUACCAAGAAUGUGGGUCCAUUGCAGUUUUAUAACCUCACCUUGAUGGAAAAUGGUCGAGUUAAUGAGUGUUCUGUGUUUGAUCAAUAUGACAAAGAAAUGGAGGAAAUGGGUGAGUUUGAUGUAUUUGAAAAGGCAAUUGGAAGUGCGUUUGAGGUUGAAGCUUCAGUACAGAACAGUCUGCAAGAGAUUGGAGCAGCUGCAUAUGAAGAACCAAUUGAUCAGGAGGCCAGUCUGGCAGGGAUUGGAGCAGCUGAAUAUGGAAAACCAGUUGAUCAGGAGGUUGAACAACCACACAUUGAAUGUUCGGAAGAGAACCAGCCAGAGAUGGGUGCGGAGGCUGUGGACAAACAUGUUGAGCAAGGGAAUGAACAAGUUCAGAGCGCUGAAGCCUUAGAAAAAACGAGCCCUGCAGCUAUUGGAGCAACUGAGAACCUUGUUGAAGUACAUGCUGAUCAGGAAUUUGAGGAAAUGGCUGCUGAAUCAACCUACUUGGAAGAGGUGGUUUCACUGGAAAACAAUUAUUAUGCCGAUGGGGAAGUACUUCAGGCUACACAGGCUAUAACUGAAGAAACUGUUGUUGCUGAUUAUGUACAUUCCGAGCCAGAAAGAACUGCAAGCAUUAAGGAGGAGAUUGUAAGCUCAGAAGUAUUGAAUCUUACAGCUGAAGGAGCAGACAGUAUGGUGUCCAUGGUGAGUGUUCUAGGAAUUGUUUUCUUGGUUCUGACGUCGGUCAUCACAGCCAUCAUCUUUAUGAAGUCACGAGUUCCUGCAAACUAUGCUGCUGUUAAACCAUUGGUGACCAAGGAAUUGGCUGCAAAUCCCAUUGUUCCUGUUAGCACUGAGCACACCUACUGUCCUUCUGAAAUGAGUAGCUUCCAGGCGAGUCCAGUGUACCGCUCAAAAGGACUAAUGGCAUCAGAUGAAGUAGAAAGCCAGGAGAAAAGGGCCAGGAAGAUCAAUAAGAGAGACUCCUUGGCUUCAACUGACUCCUCAAUGGGGUCACCAUCUUAUGGGAGCUUUACAACAUACGAGAGAAUUCCAGUCAAGAAGGGAUAUGGAGAAGAAAAGAUUAUAACUCCUGUUAGGCGCUCGAGCAGAAUUAUUAGGAAACAAGUUACUUCUCCUUGA